Molecule: messenger RNA, 2969 nt
Organism: Pleuronectes platessa (European plaice)
Lineage: Eukaryota; Metazoa; Chordata; Actinopteri; Pleuronectiformes; Pleuronectidae
Product: protocadherin alpha-C2-like
Exons: 1
Coding region: 130-2559 (809 amino acids)
Biological process (GO): homophilic cell-cell adhesion
Cellular component (GO): plasma membrane
Molecular function (GO): calcium ion binding
Source: RefSeq, a predicted model, not a curated record
GUGAACCUCUGCAGAUCCCAGUAUGAAGAAACGUGUCCGCUGACGACACUCACUGCCUUUCGAGACUUAAAAAAGGAAUAAUUCUUCGCUCCUCCGCACAUCAAAUUUCCAGACUUUAAACACGGACCAAUGGCUCAUCCUACUCGUCUGUGUCCGUGGAGACCGUACGUUUUUAUAUUCCUUUUUCUUUAUGUCAUCAUGAGCACAGUCUCCGCCGUCAACCACUAUUCUGUUCCCGAAGAAAUGGAGGAAGGAUCUGUCGUCGCUAAUUUAGCAACGGAUUUGGGUCUGGACGUGAAGACUCUGACUAGAAGGAAAAUGCGCGUUGACGCUAUAGGAAACAAAAAAUAUCUCGACAUCAACAAAGAGACCGGAGAGCUGUUUAUAUUAGAGAGAAUAGACAGAGAGUUUUUAUGCGCACUGAAGACAGCCGAGUCUUGCUUUCUUAAAUUAGACGCUACGAUUGAAAAUCCAAUACGAAUGUUUAAUAUUGAGGUCGAAAUCACGGACAUUAAUGAUAACGCUCCUCAUUUCCGACGUGGGACGAUGCACUUGGACAUCUCUGAAUCCAGCCCCAUCGGAGAGAGGUUCUCGCUGAAUAACGCUGCGGAUCCAGAUGUUGGAACGAAUUCUGUGAAGGAUUACCACCUGAGCUCAAGUGAACACUUCUCUAUUGAAAUUCAGACGGGGAGAGAUGGGACGAAAUUUGCUGAUUUGAUACUUAAAAAAGCUUUAGACAGAGAGAAGCAGGCUGUUCAUAAUCUAAUGCUGACUGCUGUGGACGGUGGAGUUCCCACGCGCACAGGUACAGCCAGCGUCAUUGUUCGUGUGCUCGAUGUGAAUGACAACGCCCCUUCGUUUGACAAAGACAGAUACGUUGUGCACGUGAUGGAGAACUCACCGAUUGGAAGUCUAGUGAUCAAACUAAACGCCACUGAUUUAGAUGAAGGCUCCAACUCUGAUAUUGUUUAUUCAUAUAGUCUGUACACAUCAGAGAGAACACAAAAUGUGUUUAAACUGAAUUCAGAAAACGGUGAAAUCAGAGUGAAAGAGAUGAUUAAUUAUGAAGAUAUUAAACUUUAUGAAAUGGAAGUUAUUGCCAGUGAUAAAGGACAAAACUCCUUAACUGGACAGUGUAAGCUGACGAUACAGGUGACAGAUAUGAAUGAUAAUCAUCCAGAAAUAUCUAUUAAAUCAUUUCAGAGUCAGGUCAAUGAAAACAUAGAAUUAGACACAGUGAUCGCUGUGGUUAGUGUCAGUGAUAAAGACUCUGGUGACAAUGGAGUGGUUGAUCUUCGUAUUCCAGAUAAUAUGCCUUUCAAACUGAGAGAAUCCUCUGAUAACUAUUAUGAAUUAGUGGUGUCAGAGCCGUUAGACCGUGAGAAGGUUCCUGAAUAUGACGUCACUUUCACCGUCACAGACAGAGGUUCUCCUCCUUUAUCUGACAACGAAACUAUGACUUUAGAGCUGCUGGAUGUUAAUGACAAUGUUCCACAGUUCCCUCAGUCGUUUUACACGAUACGUGUGAUGGAGAAUAACGCACCUGGGGCCUUGCUCAGUUCACUCACUGCCUUUGACCCUGACCUCCAUGAAAACCAGUAUCUGGUUUAUUUCAUCCUGGAGAAGGAGAUAGCCAACACCUCCAUGUCCAUGCUGUUCUCCAUCAACCCAGAGAACGGUAAUCUUUACGCACUGAAAACUUUUGACUAUGAGAUCGAGAAGGAGUUUCUUUUCCACAUCGAGGCCAGAGACUCUGGUUCUCCUCCACUCAGCAGUAACGUGACCGUCCAUAUUGUGAUUGUGGACCAGAAUGACAACGCUCCGGUUAUCGUGUCUCCGUGGCGCGCGCACGGCUCGGUGGUGGAGGAGAAGAUCCCCAGAUCCACUGAUAAAGGCUCUCUGGUUUCCAAGGUGAUCGCUUUAGACACAGACUCGGUGCACAACUCUCGGAUUACCUACCAGUUUCUACAGGUGACUGACGCCACCUUGUUCAGUCUGGACCAGUACAACGGAGAGAUCCGGACUAUGAGGAUGUUCAGUUACAGAGAUCCACGCCACCAGAGACUGGUUGUUGUGGCCAAGGACAACGGGGAGCCCGCUCUCUCUGCUACAGUCACCAUCAAGCUGUCCACGGUGGAGACUGUCGUUAAGGCCUACUCUGACAUGACUGAGGUGCCUCUAGAGUACGACAUCUUCUCAGACCUAAACCUGUAUUUGGUGAUCGGUCUGGGCUCCGUGUCGUUUCUCCUGCUCAUCACAAUAUUGGUCACCAUCGUGCUCAAGUGUCAGAAACCCAAGCCCAGCAACGCGGCUCCUCCCUGCAGGAACAGUGUGAUCAGUGAGAGGAACUCCACCAUCGCAGAUUCCACUCUGGUCUCCAACGAUGCCUACUGGUACAGUCUGUUUCUGGCAGAAACCAGGAAAGGAAAGAUGGUGGUCAGACAGCCUGUGCCAAAGGGCUCCAGAUACAUCGUGUCCAGUUUACCGAGAGGAACAGGACUCACAGACACGAGCGGCUCAGCAGCUUCUACUCUGCAGGUAUGGGAAAAAUGUACUUAAAUUAGUUUAACUUAACUUUGUUCUUGGACUAUUAGUCAAGUACUCUCAUAAGUGUUCGAAGCAGUUGGGGCUUUGUUGUGCUUGAGAAUAUUUGCUCUCUCCUUUUUUGUUUGUUUUGGUUAAUAUGCAUAAAUAGAUCAAAAUAGCUUUAAUGAACUGUCAAUCAGAUCACCUCAUAUAAACUUAGGAAAGUUUACAAACAUGUUCAUAAAUAAUAUACAGUUUCCCUUUCCUAAAUACAUGUUCUUUACUAUUUCAGCAUGAAGUAUUAUUAAGUAUCAGAAUGAGUAACGAGGUACACUCAGCCUCCAUUGCUUUAAAAAGUAACGAUUUAAAUUUUUUUACAUUAUAAACAGUUGGAUGAUGGAUUUCAUCAUGUUUGGAAAUAUUUUUCAAAAACAGACACUCGU